AUAAAUUGGGAUUUUGAGGUGCAGUGCAAAGAGACCCCAUAUAUAAAUUUUUCAAUGCUAUUCAAUAUUAUCUGAUGAAAUUCACUUUGUUUUUUCAAGAAUGAACAACCUUAGCCUUGACAAAACCUCAACACCCAACCCCUUCUUGUCAAUUUCAUCUCUACACCAUUCAAGAAUCUCAAAAUCCCUUUGUUUUCCCAGAAAAGUUCUUGUUUUUGCUGAUAAAAAUGAUAAUUCAACCUCAAUAACUAGUGGGUUUUUGUCAAAAACUCAUUUUUCCUCCAAAAAAGUUACUGUUUUUGCUGAUAAAGAUGACAAUUCAAGUUCAAUAGCAAGUGGGGUUUUGUCAAGAACUAAUUUUUACCCCAAAAAAGUUGCUGUUUUUGCCUCUAAAGAUGAUAAUUUAAGCUCAAUAACAAGUGGGGUUUUGUCAAGAACUGUUUUUUUCUCCAGAAAGACUAAGAAAUUUGCUGUUUUUGCUUCUAAAGAUGAUAGGAAUAGUAAUAAGCUUGACCAGUGGGACCAAAUGGAACUGAAGUUUGGCAGAUUAAUUGGUGAAGACCCAAAAUUAACCUUAGCUAAGAUAAUUAGUAGGAAAACAAACCCGGAGACAUCUUAUCUUGAAAUUGAAGAGUCAUUUGACCAGAAGAAGGGAAAAACAUCCGGUGAAAUUGUGGAGGUUCCGUUUGAUGCAUCCAAGCAAAAGAAAUCUCUCAAUUCAUCAAAUGGAUUAAAUUUGGUUCGUCCUGUGCCCAAGAAGGGUGUUAAGUUCGAGGUUGAUGAAAAACCGCCAAAAACUGAGGGUUAUAAACAAAGCCAACCAAUUUCAAAACCUGAAGUAAGUAGAAAAAGUAGUGUUCCAAAUGUCAUAUUGCGAAAACCAAGUUUGUAUUCUGAGGAGGAUGAAUCAUCAAAAUUCAAAAUUAAGCCAAACUUGACACUGAAAAUGGGCAAAGAACUGAAACCUGAGAAGUUUAGUGAUGUUACAUUGUUGAAGAAGCCAGAACCAAUGAGGAUCAGCUCCGACGAUAGUGAAAAGAAUGGACAAUCAAGUGAUAAGUCUAGUGAUGCUACAUUGUUGAAGAAGCCGGAGCCAAUGAGAAUCAACUCUGGCAAUAGUGAAAAAAAUGGACAAUCAAGCGAUGUCUUGCCUGUAUCUAGUGAUGACUCCAUAGAUGCUAGUCUUACAGAGGUGUAUGCAUCAACUAGUGAACCCAAAAACAGCUUGCUUCUAAAUAAGCCAGAGCCUAGUAAUUUAAAUCUAAAGAUAGAUCCAAAUCAAGAAUCUGCCGAGGCUCAGCAUCCUAGUAUUUCGGAUGAAAGUACUAACUCUUCUUCUGAGCUUAUAAGUAUGGCAGAGAAUAAACUCCACCAACCGUUACAACCUAGCAGAAGCAAUCCUCUUGAGAAGCAAGGCUUUGGUACAGGAUUCCAGCAGAGUGAUACACAGCCUGCUGAGAGAAGUUCUGAUUCCAAUACACCCUUUGAUACUGGACCCAUGGAAUCUUUGGAUGCUGCUCUUCUUGGAAAACCGAAAAGAUUAGACCAAUCUAAAAAGGAAGCAUCAAGUGUUAGUCAGGAGGAUAUGCGUCCUGUCAAAUCUGAGGGCUAUGGAAAUGCUUCAGAGAUUGAAAACUUCCUGGCAAAAUCAUCCAUUAAGGAACAUGAAGAUAAUGACUGGAUAAGAGCUGAAGAGCUUGUUAAGAGUGGAGGAAGAGAGGAUGUCGAACUAGUCAGCUGUAGCACCAGAGGCUUUGUUGUAUCCUUUGGUUCCUUGAUAGGAUUUUUGCCAUAUCGCAAUCUUGCAGCCAGGUGGAAAUUCUUAGCUUUUGAAUCUUGGUUGAGGCAAAAAGGUUUGGAUCCAUCCCAGUACAAGCAAGGUCUGGGGAUCGUUGGAGGCUAUGAUGGUUUUGGCAAGGCAGCUUCUCCUGAGGCAGGAGUAGAUCUGCAAAUUGCUAAAAAUGCCGAUGAGGAGAUCUCGCCAGAUAUGAAACUUGAAGAUCUUCUCAGGAUUUAUGACCAAGAGAAACUCAAGUUCUUAUCAUCAUUUGUUGGUCUGAGGAUCAGAGUAAGUGUGGUGUUGGCUGACAGAUAUUCCAGAAGGCUAAUAUUCUCGAUAAAGGCAAAAGAAAAGGAAGAAUUGGUCGAGAAGAAGAGGAGCCUUAUGGCAAAACUUCAGGUUGGGGACGUGGUAAAAUGUUGUAUACAAAAAAUUACCUACUUCGGUAUAUUUGUCGAGGUUGAAGGAGUACUUGCGCUAAUUCACCAGACAGAAGUCUCAUGGGAUGCCACUUUAGACCCUGCGUCAUAUUUUAAAAUUGGCCAGAUUGUGGAGGCAAAAGUUCACCAGUUAGACUUUUCACUUGAGCGCAUCUUCCUGUCGUUGAAGGAAAUAACGCCAGAUCCCAUGAUGGAGGCCUUGGAGGCUGUAGUUGGUGAUCAUGAUAAUUUGAAUGGAGAACUCCAAGCAUCAGAGCUGGAUACUGAGUGGCCUGACGUGGAAUCUCUAAUCAAAGAAUUACAGCAGUUCGAGGGUAUCUCCUCUGUAUCAAAAGGGCGGUACUUCUUGAGCCCUGGUUUGGCUCCAACAUUUCAGGUUUAUAUGGCAUCCAUGUUUGAGAAUCAAUACAAGUUACUUGCGCGGUCGGGAAAUAGAGUACAAGAGGUGAUAGUGGAGACAUCAUUGAGUAAAGAGGAAAUGAAAUCUGCAAUUCAAUCUUGUACAAACAAAGUUGAAUAACCAAUCAAAACGUAAUAAUAAAUAAUACGAAGAGAGUGACCGUGGAGAAAACGAACGGAUGGUAAGGGUCUGAUACCGAAUUAGCAGAGUCGGAAGUUAGAACAGCAGAAACGGAGAAAAGAAAUGACCUAAACUGCGUUCUAUUUUGAACGAAAAUGGUAUUAAUUUUAUUGUUUUGCCUUUGAUAUCAAUAAAUUAGGAGCUUAUUUACUUGCUAGUAAGUGCGUUAUGUUUAAGCAUCGAUGUAAUACGCUUAAACAACAAUCGAUUACGCUUCAAUAUCAAAC
Molecule: messenger RNA, 3027 nt
Organism: Solanum verrucosum
Lineage: Eukaryota; Viridiplantae; Streptophyta; Magnoliopsida; Solanales; Solanaceae
Exons: 14
Coding region: 101-2740 (879 amino acids)
Molecular function (GO): nucleic acid binding
Source: RefSeq, a predicted model, not a curated record